CCUGCCUUUUCCGUUUCUGGCUGACCAAUCACAGCGCAAAAGGCCGUAGAGUGAAGUGUUUAAACCUCUCCGGGCUUUCCUUAAAAGUAAAGGGGAGUGUGUGGCUGCAGGUGAAAGGCCUGGCUGAUAGGACUGCAUUGUAUCGGCUGCAGAAGGAAGUCGCCUUCGUGUUGUAACAUGGGCAGCGCUGAAAGAGAAUGGAUUAAUGUUGCCAAUGAUCUUCUGACAAAAUGUAACUUAGAUCUACAUGUUAAUAAUCUCUCUGACUGUGGAGCUAAGGUAUUUAUUCAUCUUUAUGAAUCGAUACUGGGAGAGAGAGUGCCAGAUGUCAUAGCCACAUCUAGCUGCCCUGAAGAUGAUGCACAUAAUGUGCAGGCGGUAAUAGAUUCUUUGGCUUUGGACUACUUGCAGGUCAGCUUAUCACAUAUAACUGGAGAGAACAUCGUGAAAGGAGAUAAAGAGUCCAUCGGAAAUCUCUUGGAAAUAUUUGAUGGCUUGCUUGAGUACCUUACAGAAGAAAUCAGCGAGACUGCUUCUCAGAAUGGCGAAGAUCUUAACCAGAUGGCUAAAGAUGAAGUCCAAAGCACUUGUCUGGAAGAGCAAGAAGGUGGACAUGAUGCACCAGUUCCCUCCCUAACACUUCCAUCAGCCACAGGGUCUCUUCAGUCAUCAGGGAUAUAUGUUCCAUCAUGGGAGAUAGAUGGUUCAGAAUCUACAAGUGAGCUAAUUAAACUUGGCGACACAGCUUAUUUGUUUUCUCUAAGAAAUGAAGAGUUACCUGCAGAUAGAGAAAUAUCUAAGAAGAUUGCAGAAUUUGAAGAGCUUGUGGCUUUUAGGAGACCAUCUAGUAUACGCUCCAGUGGCAGAAGAGCUCUUGUCUCAGAAACUCAAGGAGCAGCAGAAUCUACUGAGUUGCCCAGGGAGCAGCUGAGUUCCAGUGCAAAAAAGCUUGGGGAACCAAUUCGUUCAGCUAUCCCUUUGCAGCCACCCUACCAGCCUUCUGUAUCCAGGCCUCCUUGCCUAACUGAAAGAGGCAGUGGUGGUUCAGGCAGACGUUCACCAUCACUGGCUAAACCUCAAGGACCUGCAUCCUCCAAUCUUGCAGAGUCUCUUGGGCAAGAGGCAGCAACCCCUUCAGGUGACAUCUUUUCUCUAUCAAGGACCACUUUUGAUCUUCCACCUGGAGAUGAUAAGCCACCAUCAGAAGCUGGCGUGGAUGAAGCAGCUGAUGAGCCAGUGCCAGACCAUGACACAGAUGACGAAAGACAGGAAAUAAAUGAGAACAUUCAGGAUAUACGAUCUCCUUACUUUGAGAAGGACCUGUUACGACAGUUCACAUCACUACAAAGCACAAGACCUAAACAAAGGAAUCUGUUUGUUGGAAAAAGCCAGAAGGAAAGUUCCAUCACAGACUCACUUGCAGAAGAACCUUUUCCCCACAGAAGGGUGAAAGAGAAGCUGUCUGUCCAGGAGCUGCACAAAACGUCAGAGAAACUCUCCCGCAGGCUGAAUGAAUUAGAUGCAAUGUUAAAGCAUGCUUUGGGUGAACGAAGCAAGGAGGAGUCAUCGGCUGACGAAGAUAAACUUUCUCAACACAGUGACAGCAUCAUGGAUUACCGCCAAAUGAAACCAGAAGCAGCUACUCCACUUCCCAGAAGAGCCCCCAGCAGGCAGCGGUCACUUUCUACUUCGCCACCUCGAUCGAGCCACCAACUAUCAUCUGAAUUGGACGGUGCAUUUCGGAAAGAUGUGAGAGGGCCGGCUGGAAAGAUGCGUGAUCGCUUGCAAAAGGAACAGGACCAGAGGAAACUGAGAGCAAAGCUCUUGACUAAAGCCUAUGAAGAUGAAUUAAGAGCUUAUGAGGCUAGUGAGAGAUUUGAACUGGCAGAGCUAAAGGCCAAGGCCAAGGAAACGGAACAAAAAUACCAAGAGAACUUAUUUAAAGAACCCCCAAGAGUCUUGCAAGCAGCGAAGAUUUAUUCCAGAAAAAACGUACCUCGGAAUCCCAAACUCAGCCAGUGGAUUUCAAGAGGAGGGUUUGCAAAGCCAAAGAAAGCAGCUCUGAUGAAGGUCAAGAAGAACAAUCUCUUGCCUCUGCUCCUGGAGGAUUUUCCUCACCUGCACAUUUCACGCCCCGUUAUGAAUAAGAUGUGGCAACAGCAGCUUGCACAGAUAGAACAACUGAAGUCCCCCAGCAAUAGAAACGAAUUCAGAUUGCAAAGUGAAGUACUAGAAACACUGAAGAAGCAUGACCUCCUUGUUGACCUCAUUAAGAAAGAGCAGGCUCAUAACAGGAGACUGCAAGAGUUCAAGCAACGCAUUCAUCGGCAGAAAUGUACUCAGAAUAAAAUGAGGGAGAGACGUCAGCAAAUUGUCAGAGCCAAAAAGUACUACCAGGAUUACAGAGUUCAGCUGCGGGCCAAGAUGAUGAGAGCCAGGACACGUGAGGAACAAAUAUUUAAACACCUGUUUGAAGAAGGCUUGGAAAUUCAGAAGCAAAGAUUGCAUGAGCUGAGAUCAUAUGCCAAGGAAAAGCGUGCUGAGCAAAGGAGACAACAUCAGGCUGAACUGGAGUCCAUGGAGAGCUACUAUAAGGAUCAGUUUUCAAUGUUGGCAGAAGCUGUUUCAGAAGAACGUCAAGAAAUCCAAGCCAGAGAGAAAGCACAUGCCAAGACAUUAAACAAAGUGAAACGUGAGCUGAGAUCAAAGAUGGAGAAAGAGAUUAAAGAACUGCAGGACAUGAUCACACGCACUGAUGAUGAUUCAUUCUUCCGAGAAUUGGAAGCUGAUCGCCUGAAAUCUAGACUCUUAGUGGCUUCCUUUCAAUAUAGCAAAAACUACCAGUUCCUUUGAGUCUUGGGCUGCCUCUUAUAAAUAUCUCUGUGAUUUAUUUCUGGCAAAGAUGAAUUUUUAAUAUAAAAAAUAUACUGGGCAGCACAGAACCAGAAGUGUAAGGUUAGUAGCUUGUUUUGCUGCCCAGAAUUCAUUUAAGAUUUUUACAAUGUCAAGAAAUACUAAACUGAUAUUUUCAAAAGGAUUCUUCUACAGACUUUUUGAAUAAAAGUUAGCUUUUCAACUAUCAAAA
Rhineura floridana is the source of this 3085-nucleotide messenger RNA. RefSeq names its product centrosomal protein 95 (gene CEP95). The record is from RefSeq and is a predicted model, not a curated record. Gene Ontology annotation, cellular component: centrosome; spindle pole. The transcript has 22 exons. Lineage: Eukaryota; Metazoa; Chordata; Lepidosauria; Squamata; Rhineuridae. Bases 178 to 2853 code for a protein of 891 amino acids.